Molecule: messenger RNA, 1077 nt
Organism: Phlebotomus papatasi
Lineage: Eukaryota; Metazoa; Arthropoda; Insecta; Diptera; Psychodidae
Exons: 3
Coding region: 31-909 (292 amino acids)
Cellular component (GO): extracellular region
Molecular function (GO): chitin binding
Source: RefSeq, a predicted model, not a curated record
AGUUGAAAGAAUUGUACGGUGUAACUAAAAAUGUUUCUCAUAUUAAAGUUCUUUUUAGGAACUUUGCUUUUGUUCGGUGUAGCAAAAGCAAAUGUUCAAACUCCAGCCAGACCACAUCAAGCGAACGUGUUCGCAGGCCCAAAAGUAUUAGAAGUCGGUAAAGGUUCGAUAUCCCCAGCAGCCCUUGAUACCUCCAUAAAUUGUACUGAUACGUGGUAUUCUUAUUGUCAUGACUGCCGUACUAUUGUGGUUUGCGCUGGCGAGGAGAAACCCAUUCAUGCAGGAGCCUGUCCUCCUUCGGCUCCCUAUUGCGAACACCGGAAUUUGGCAACUUGUGUUUCUAAUCCUCAACAUCCCAUUGAUGAGGAAAUGUGCGACAGUAGUACAUCAGAAGAUUCACAACGAUGCACAUAUUACGGACACACUCCAGAUGCUAACGAUGCACGAGUUUAUUACGAGUGUCAUGGACCAGGAGAUACCAAUCCUAUUGUUCACACUUGUCCUGAAGGCUACAUCUUCGACACCAUCGACCACAACUGCCAACGCAUUAUUCCUUACGAUUGUAGAGGAAAGGACAACCAAUUUAUAAACCAUGCCCUAAAUCCUGCAUACUACGCUUAUUGCCGACUCUAUGAGAACGGCGAACGAGAGGUCAUUCCGUACAAGUGUCGAGAUGAUCAAAAUUUCAUCUUCAACUUGGAAACCAAGGCUUGCGAAUACCAAUGCAAGGGCGAAGGACAAUUUCUGGAUCGAGAAAGUUGUGAAAACUACUACGAAUGCUACAGAAAUGGAAAUGGAUUUACACAUAAACGAAUGAGAUGUCCUGAUGGUACUCCACAUUUUUCCAAGGAUUUAGGAAGGUGCACUACAUAUACAUACUAUUGUGAACCAGAAGUUGGUUGGCAUUGAGAUUCAAAAAAUUGCAAGAACAUAUAACGACAAUUCACAGAACAAUUUUGGAUUAAAGUUAUAAUAAAGUUUAAUUAUCUUUUACUAUUACAAAUAAACCCUAUCAUGAAAAAAGUUUUCAAUCAGCUUAGCAUUGUUCUAUUCAAAAAUAAAGACUAAGAACGACAA